Carcharodon carcharias (great white shark) is the source of this 901-nucleotide messenger RNA. Its product is annotated as U6 snRNA-associated Sm-like protein LSm1. Gene Ontology annotation, molecular function: RNA cap binding. The coding region runs from base 48 to 449 and encodes 133 amino acids. NCBI's taxonomy places the organism in Eukaryota, Metazoa, Chordata, Chondrichthyes, Lamniformes, Lamnidae. Gene Ontology annotation, cellular component: Lsm1-7-Pat1 complex; P-body. The record is from RefSeq and is a predicted model, not a curated record. The transcript has 4 exons. Gene Ontology annotation, biological process: deadenylation-dependent decapping of nuclear-transcribed mRNA.
GCCGGAAGUAACUGAUCCUGCGCUGGGGCCACUUCCGGCGGAGCAAGAUGAACUACAUGCCUGGUACAGCCAGCCUGAUAGAGGACAUUGACAAAAAACAUUUAGUAGUACUUCGGGAUGGAAGAACAUUAAUAGGAUAUUUGAGGAGUGUAGAUCAAUUUGCUAAUUUAGUUCUUCAUCGGACAGUGGAACGAAUCCAUGUAGGAAGGAAAUACGGUGACAUUCCCAGAGGAAUUUUUGUUGUCCGAGGAGAAAACGUGGUGCUUCUGGGGGAAAUAGAUCUGGAAAGGGAGACUGAUACUCCCUUACAGAAAGUGUCUAUUGAGGAGAUUCUGGAAGCUCAACGAGUUCAGCAGCAUGAAAAACAAGAAGCAGAAAAGGCAAAAAGUGAAGCUUUGAAAGAACGAGGAUUAUCUAUCCCCCGGACAGAUACCCUUGAUGAAUACUGAAAAAAAGGUCACUUUUAAGAGUACGAUACCAGACUUUGGCGCAACACCUUUUUUUCUAAGUAACUGGACUUUAAGUGACUAAGUUUCCCUGAUGAAAUGGGAGAGAUUGUAUCUAUAAGAUGAUUGAACCGCAUAUGUAAAAAAAUAGUUUUUAAAACUAUUUUACAAUGGUGAUUACAGACGAGCUGUGCUUUUUUUUUCAAGUCAAAGCAACAAUGCAUUAGAAAGAAUGCGUUGAGUUAAUUUACAGGUUCUCGGAAUCCACCCUAUUGGCCUGAAAAUUUAACAAUAAAGACCAUCACCACAAUGAAGCUUUAGUCACACAUGAUGGGUUUUCCCAUCAACGAAAGGAUGCGCCAUACCAAUCAAUGUAUUAUUUGUAGGUAGGUUUUUCUUACAUAGAUUAACUUUCCAUGUAUUUACCAAAAAUAAAAAUAUCAUUUUUUCAUAAA